AUGGUUUCCAAAGCAUCCACACCGUCCUUGCCAGACCUCCUCGAUGUAAUCAUCGUCGGCGCUGGACCCUGUGGACUCGCCGUUGCUGCCAGACUAAAAGAAGAAACACCGUCUGCGUUGUUCACAGACGACGAGCACCAGCGUUACCACUGGAUCAACAAACAUAGCGGCCGGAUGGCGCUCGUACAGGCUCGCCACGGCAAGCAGAAAAAGGUCAAGGCAGAGAAAUGGCACGGAUACACCUCUCGGCAGUCCUUCUCAUCUACACACUCAGAGUCUAUAGCGGGGUCUCCGCCUUCGCUAUCCUCGUCCGCCUCGACUGCUUCAGUGGAGACGGAAGCCGGUCCAGUGGAGGAUGAUUCGCCGUCCAUUCUUGUUUUGGAUAGUACGGGCGAUAAAUGGAUGGAGCGGUGGAAUCGGGCGUUCAAGACGUUGGAGAUUCAGCAGCUUCGCAGCCCCAUGUUCUUCCAUGUGGAUCCGAGUGAUCGGGAUGGAAUGUUGGCGUAUACGCAGGAG
Messenger RNA from Aspergillus nomiae NRRL 13137, 516 nucleotides. RefSeq names its product FAD binding domain protein. The annotation marks the transcript as partial. The record is from RefSeq and is a predicted model, not a curated record. The transcript has a single exon. Lineage: Eukaryota; Fungi; Ascomycota; Eurotiomycetes; Eurotiales; Aspergillaceae.